AUGGAGCGUGGGAAUGCCACCAUGAGGGUGAAAGAGUUUGUAUUGUUGGGUCUCUCACAGAGAAGGGAGAUCCAACUCUUCCUCUUUGUCUUAUUCCUUGUCUUUGACUCCCUCAUCUUGCCUGUGAACAUCCUCAUCAUUGUGACCAUAUGGAGCAACCCUCGCCUGGGGUCCCCCAUGUUCUUCUUCUUGGGCAACCUAGCUUUCUUAGACCUGUGCUACUGUUCAGUCACCCCACCCAAAAUGCUGGCUGACCUAUACUCUCGUCGGAAAGCCAUCUCCUACUGGGGCUGCAUGUCCCAGAUUUUUUUCCUUCACUGGUUGGGAGCAGCUGAAUUCCUCCUCCUGAUAGGCAUGGCAUUUGACCGCUAUGUGGCUAUCUGCCAUCCUCUUCGUUAUGGCAAUGUUGUGAGCAAAGGCGUCUGCCUGGGCCUGGUUGCUACUGUGUGGCUUCUUGGCUUGGUCCAUUCUUUGAUCCAGUUCAUCCCCAUUAUACACCUUCCAUUCUGUGGCCCAAACAAACUUGACAACUUCUUCUGUGACAUCAACCAGAUCAUCAAGCUGGCUUGCACUGACACCUACACUUUAGAGUUUGUCAUGUUCUUCAACAGUGGCUUGGCUACCUUGAUGUGCUUCAUUCUUCUCCUCAUCUCCUAUGGGGCUCUGCUGGCCAAGGUGAAGUCCAGUGCCAAAAAAGGAAAGAGCAAAACAGCCUCCACUUGUGUCACCCACAUCAUCAUUGUUUUCAUCAUGUUUGCUCCUGCCAUCUAUAUGUACUGCCGACCUUUCCAAGCCUUCCCACUAGAUAAAGUGGUGGCCAUCUUCCACACUGUAGUCUUCCCACUGAUGAACCCCAUGAUAUACACCCUGAGGAAUAAUGAAAUCAAGCUUGCCAUCUGGAAAAUGAUCAUCAGAAACAAGGUCUGGGUUGAGAAGUGA
Molecule: messenger RNA, 939 nt
Organism: Python bivittatus (Burmese python)
Lineage: Eukaryota; Metazoa; Chordata; Lepidosauria; Squamata; Pythonidae
Product: olfactory receptor 4N2-like
Biological process (GO): G protein-coupled receptor signaling pathway
Cellular component (GO): membrane
Molecular function (GO): olfactory receptor activity; G protein-coupled receptor activity
Source: RefSeq, a predicted model, not a curated record